This is a messenger RNA of Gymnodraco acuticeps, 1666 nucleotides long. Its product is annotated as cdc42 effector protein 3. Lineage: Eukaryota; Metazoa; Chordata; Actinopteri; Perciformes; Bathydraconidae. The coding region runs from base 891 to 1514 and encodes 207 amino acids. The record is from RefSeq and is a predicted model, not a curated record. The transcript is spliced from 4 exons.
CUCCAAAUGAGUCACGCACCGUAGUUUUUAUAACCGUUUUCUGUGUUUCCCACCACUGUCCCACAGGUAAUGGGUGCAGCCAAUCUGACUGCAGGAAAUACUUUAACACUUAUGACUAAAAAGCCAGCUCACUCCGCAAUUAGGAUGAUAUCAUCUGACGGCUGGCAACCAUUCUAAAGCGGGAUGACAACGUAAACUAGUAAAAGCCUUAAGGGGAAAAAAGGAAGAAAAGCCUUUACCUGGACCGCUUAGCGCUCUUGUACUCUGACCUCACCUGGCUUAUCUCUCAAGCAAAGAAGACUUUCACCGGCAACACACCUGAAUCACUCUUCAAUGCGAGAGGGAGUUUACACUGGAGAGGAUUAGCUACAAAAAAAGGGAUCAAAUGUCCAAGGGCUGAAAAAACGUGCUUACUAGAAAAAGGCUGCUCAGUAAGAUCUUCUGUAGCCGUUGAACAAGCCCCAUCAUGUCGAGGAUCAUUUCGUCAGGGUGUGCAGGUAGACGCUGCCCAUUUUCCUGACAGAGACGUGUGUGCAUUUGUUGGAUUCAAAUAUCUUGUAUUUGCUCAGCAAGACAGCGUUUCCCGAACAAGAUUCUCAUGGCUGAAGUCCUAACACUCCUCCUUGGCCAAACUGACAUGUUUGGAAAGGAAUGCUGUUGUGUCCACGCUCUCCAAUCUCCCGCUGCUACUCAAGUGCCGAUAAAACCUUUACAGGCCAACAAAACCUGUUUGCUGUAGUGGCUUACAAAUGUACAGAAUGGAAUUAUGAGCUUCAUCACUUCCUAAGGAAUCCUUGUCGAACAAAGAAGGAUAAAGGAUUUAAAGACUGAGGAUAUAUAAAAAAAGGAUAGAUAAAAACAUUUAGGUUUCUCUCACAGUAUCUGCCAAGAUGCCCCUCAGAACAUCGUUGCACAGAAAGCCAGCCUCCGGUCGUUGGCCCAACAGGAACACCAAGCGCCGGGAGGUGCUGUCUGUCAACAUGAUCAGCCUCCCACUGGCUGAUUUCCGCCACCUCUCACAUAUUGGCAACGAUUCCCACACAGACAGCUUUGGAGAUCUGUCGUUCUUAAAGAUGGGCCACAAUCUGCUUUUACAGAGCUCCCAGAGCGAGCAGAAUCUCUUCCUGGCCUGCUCUCCCCCGCCAAAGCCCCCUCGUGUGAACCUGGAGGAGGCCGAGGGCUCCGAGAGCCCCGACUGGCAUGUAGGCCGCCUGCACAUGUCCCAGAAAAAAAAGAUAUGCAACUCUAUGCCGCUGCUGGACAAUGAGGACGGGGAAGCAGAGAUGGAAAAGGAGGAUGGGUACAAAAGAGGGAAUAAUGUUUCUCCCAACCUGGCUCACAGCGGUGGACGGGGCAGUCUGAAUUCAGACAGAGAUGAAGACUCCACAGAGACUUUUGACAAAACUGUUGGACUGCAGCAUAAGGAGGAGGACAGUGGCUUUUCUUUCAGCCUCGACCUGGGCCCUUCAAUCCUGGAUGAUGUCCUCCAGGUGAUGGACAAACUCCACAAAUAGACAGCGUAGGAGCCAGGCCGUCAGCUAGGUUUGGAAUAUGGAGAAAAUAUCCAAUUCGGCACCUUUCUAUUGGGAUAUGAUCCGGAUUUUAUGGACAAAACAAUACCCUAAAGCAGUUAUUGUUGAAAUAAAUCUGGAGAUUUCUGAUAAUA